Tarenaya hassleriana is the source of this 1381-nucleotide messenger RNA. Its product is annotated as protein ECERIFERUM 26-like. The coding region runs from base 58 to 1365 and encodes 435 amino acids. Gene Ontology annotation, molecular function: acyltransferase activity, transferring groups other than amino-acyl groups. The record is from RefSeq and is a predicted model, not a curated record. Lineage: Eukaryota; Viridiplantae; Streptophyta; Magnoliopsida; Brassicales; Cleomaceae. The transcript is spliced from 3 exons.
AACUCACAAAACCAUUAUCGUAAAUUUUACACAACCAAACUCAAAAAAAAAAAAAACAUGGAGGACACCCGAAAGAGCCGGCGGGUCGAGAUCAACGGGAUACUAACGGCGGUAUCCAGCAAGCCGACGGGUCCGGGACGGAUCCACCCGUUGACCGAUAUUGACCACGCCAUGGAUCAACACACCGUCCACGUCAUCUUCUACUACCGUCGAAGCCCGUUCUCGUCGUUUGACCUCGACUCCGUCCGGGUCUCGCUGUCGGAGCUCCUGUCGUUUUACCCGCCCGUUACGGGUCGGGUCGCCCGGAACCCGGAGACCCGGAAAUGGGAGGUGAAGUGCAACGACGCGGGCGUACGGAUCCUUAAGGCGAGAGUGGGUGUGGGAUUGGAUGAAUGGCUGAGAUCUGCCGAUGGGAACGAGGAGAGAGAUCUGACGGUGUGGGAGGCUAUGCCUGAGGAUCCCAGUAUUUGGUCUCCAUUUCGUAUUCAGAUAAAUGAAUUUGAAGGGGGAGGGGCAGCUAUUGGGCUAAGUUGCUCCCACAAGCAAGCUGACCCAACUUCACUCAUCUUUCUUUUCAAGUCAUGGACGGAAGCCCAACGCCGUCAGCCCAUCUCCCACCCUCCUUCCUUCUCACCCCUGAUCAACACCAACGCCGUUAACUCCCCAUCCUUGGAAACACCCACCACCGCAACCGCAACCGCCACAGCCACGUUCAGAUUCUCAGCCUAUGCAUUCAGGCGAUGCCUCGAGGAAUCGGUCGCCGGCAUAUUCCCCGACGCCUCACCGUUCGACGUAUUCGCCGCCCUUUUCUCCUCCCGCAUCGCAAACGCCAAACGCGACCACAGUCGCAACCGCAGUUCCGUCACAAUAUGCGUAGAUAUCAGGAGGCUAUUGCCGGACCCGGUUCCGUACGGUUUCUUCGGAAACGCGUUGCAUUUCUCAUCGCUGGAGCUCUCUCACACAGACGAUACCAGGAUCGGUCACGUGGCACGGAUGAUAAACCGCCACGUGGCGAAUCUGGACGGAGACCAGAUCUUGUCCGGUUUGAAACGGUUAGGGCCGGAGGCGGUUCAAAUGUACGGUUCAGAUCUGACGGUGGUGAGCAUGGAGCAUAUGGUCGUGGAAGGAGAGCCGUCGAUGUACGAGGCGGUGUUCGACGGCGGAGAGAGGCCGUCUCACGUGAGCUGCAUGAUCGGAAACUCCGGGAGAGAGGGAGUGAUCGUGGUGACUCCAUCGCCGGAAAAAGGGUUUGGGAGGACGGUGACGGUGACGUUGCCGGAAGAGGAGACGAAGAAGUUGCUUGUCGACCAAGAAAUCCUCCGUUUUGAGCCGGAGAUUAUUCUAAGUGGUGGAGUGAAUUUCUGAUAUACACACACAUAUA